AAUGACAUCUGAAGGGCACAGGAUUCCACUUAGCUGCAGACUUCUAGGCAGCAACUCACCCUCACGCUGAGGUCUCCUGGCUCUAGAAACAACUCUAGCUCAGUCUCCACCAUGAGCCUCAGACCCAAUGCCUUCACCUCCUGUACCAGUGCCAGGCCACUGCGUGUCCUGCAGGUGUUGCUGCUGCUGUCACUGCUCCUCAUCGCUCUGGUUCCCUCCACCAUUGGAAAAGGUGGAUUUGUAGAUGUUGAGCCAUACCUUGAACUGCGCUGCGCAUGCGUGAAGACAGUCUCUGAAAUUCAUCCCAAGAACAUCCAGAAAUUGGAGAUUAUCAAGCCAGGAGCCCACUGCAACAAAGUCGAAGUGAUAGCCAUGCUGAAGGAUGGAAGGAAAGUCUGCCUGGACCCAGAAGCCCCGAUGGUUAAGAAAAUAGCCCAGAAAAUGUUGAAAGGUGACGGGUCAGCUGCUUAAUCUGUUCACCCUCUGCCAAAUCUUUUCACCUUCCAGGAA
Messenger RNA from Lemur catta (Ring-tailed lemur), 510 nucleotides. RefSeq names its product pro-platelet basic protein (gene PPBP). The coding region runs from base 112 to 471 and encodes 119 amino acids. The transcript is spliced from 3 exons. Gene Ontology annotation, molecular function: chemokine activity; CXCR chemokine receptor binding. Gene Ontology annotation, biological process: neutrophil chemotaxis; cellular response to lipopolysaccharide; antimicrobial humoral immune response mediated by antimicrobial peptide. The record is from RefSeq and is a predicted model, not a curated record. Lineage: Eukaryota; Metazoa; Chordata; Mammalia; Primates; Lemuridae. Gene Ontology annotation, cellular component: extracellular region.